This is a messenger RNA of Didymodactylos carnosus, 560 nucleotides long. The record is from the annotation of a GenBank genome assembly. NCBI's taxonomy places the organism in Eukaryota, Metazoa, Rotifera, Eurotatoria, Philodinida, Philodinidae.
AUGACAAUCCAAACGGCUGAUCAAAAUGCAGAUUACAUUGCAUGGUAUUUAAAGGUUGGGGGCGAUUAUUCAUUGGAUUCAAAUUUGUUCACUAGAGAUGAUUCUUCGUCGGCUGCAACUAUGGCAUUUAAUGGUGGUCAUGAACAGGUCCAGCUACAACAACCUGGUGGCAGUGACAGUCAAACCCGAGAUUAUCACAACGAUCAAUAUUUGCAAGAAAACUAUGAUGGUAAAUCUACAGCAGCUAAGUUUGAACAAUUGACGCAUGAUAAAUUAGAAGAAGCUGGUAGCCGACUGGCAGCUGAAUUCGGUGAAAAUAUUAAAAUUAUACAUCCGACAAGUAACCAAGCAUAUAUAGAUCCCAAAACAGGUAAAACAAAAAAUAUGAGACCAGAUUUUGUUGUUGGAUUUGGUGGACAAGGAAAUGAAAAUAUUGUUGUUGAUGCUAAAUUAUAUGAAGUUGAUAGUGAACAACGAUUACCUAAAGCACAAUAUGAAAAACUAAUAACAGAUAUGAAUAAUUCCAAUGUAAGUAUAUGAAAAUAUUUUUAAUUUUUGUG